Molecule: messenger RNA, 1097 nt
Organism: Microtus oregoni (creeping vole)
Lineage: Eukaryota; Metazoa; Chordata; Mammalia; Rodentia; Cricetidae
Gene: Rrp36
Product: ribosomal RNA processing 36
Exons: 7
Coding region: 48-767 (239 amino acids)
Biological process (GO): maturation of SSU-rRNA from tricistronic rRNA transcript (SSU-rRNA, 5.8S rRNA, LSU-rRNA)
Cellular component (GO): nucleolus; 90S preribosome
Source: RefSeq, a predicted model, not a curated record
AUAGCUGCAAUGAACGGAAGUGGUGUCUUCUACGGACUACGCGAAACAUGCCAAAAGCUGGCGUUAGGGCUAGGUCCCAAGGUUCCCACGGAGCCCUGCAGAGCGGGAGCAUGGCAGACGACCAGCAGAAGGACACGUCUGCCAUGUCCUUUGAGGAGCUGUUGGAGUUGCAGAGCCGAGGGGGACCCAGGGUGUGCAAACAGUUGGCUGGAAGAAGCGCUCCGAAGCAAAGCCCCAGACAACCUGUGUGUGUUGCUGAUAAGCACCGGCCUCUGGAAAUGUCAGCCAAAGUCCGAGUGCCAUUCUUACGCCAGGUUGUUCCCAUCAGUAAAAAGGUAGCCCGGGACCCCCGCUUUGAUGAUCUGUCAGGGGAAUAUAACCCCGAGAUAUUUGACAAGACUUACCAAUUCCUGAACGAUAUCCGAGCCAAGGAGAAAGUGCUUGUGAAAAAGCAGUUGAAGAAGCGCCGAUCAGGGGAGGAGCGUGAGAAGCUGCAGCAGCUGCUUCGGCGAAUGGAACAGCAAGAAAUGGCACAGCAGGAGCGUAAGCAGCUGCAGGAGCAGCGCCUGGCCUUGAAGCAGGAGCGGCGGGCUCUGGCACAGCAGGGCCACCGGCCAUACUUCCUGAGAAAAUCUGAGCAGCGCCAGUUGGCCCUAGCUGAGAAGUUUAAGGAGCUGAAACGCAGCAAGAAGCUGGAGAGUUUCCUGAGCCGAAAGAGGCGUCGAAACGCGGGCAAGGACAGGAAGCAUCUCCCUUUGAGCAAUUAGUACUAAGGACCUGUCCCAGGGAGACCUGGGUCUAUGGGACAAGGCUGGGGUUGGCCAGUUCUGGUUCCUCCCUGGUGAAAGGCAAGCAUCACACUCCCCCUGAACUGAGCUGCCUCAGAGGACUGGUGUGCUGUGCCCCUGGGUGUGCUAGGGCUGUCCAGCCACAGAAGCCCAGCCUUCCGUCAUGUCACAGUGCCUUCUCAGACUCGUUCAUCACGGUCUCAUGUUCUCCUUCCAUUCUUUCCUUAUGACAUGGGGUACACGUUCAUGGCUCCAGGGAAGGGACUUCACAGAAGAGCCACUUUGACAACAUGCUUGUUACUCAUUGUU